Molecule: messenger RNA, 1920 nt
Organism: Stylophora pistillata
Lineage: Eukaryota; Metazoa; Cnidaria; Anthozoa; Scleractinia; Pocilloporidae
Product: E3 ubiquitin-protein ligase TRIM45
Molecular function (GO): zinc ion binding; protein binding
Source: RefSeq, a predicted model, not a curated record
AUGGAGUCGCUUCUUAAAAACCUCAAAGAACAUGUAACAUGUUCGAUUUGUUUGGAUACUUACACCAAACCCAAGACCAUUGCUUGUCUUCAUACAUUCUGCUGUGAAUGCCUGGAGAGACAUGCACUAACGAGACAAAACCAAGGGCUUUAUCCAUGCCCCGAGUGUCAGGCACAAAUUCGUAUCCCUGAAGGAGAUUGUUUUGAUAAUCUGCCGAGCAGUUUUCUGCACAACAGUUUAUUGAGUCUUCUUGCCGUUCGACGCAGUGGCGAAGGAAAUGAGAUCAGCUGUAGUACAUGCCAGAAGAAUAGCGCUGAGAUCAACUACUGCUUUGAUUGCGAGAGGUUUAUCUGCCCCGACUGUGUGAAAGCACACGACGUAUUUCGAGAUACAAUGUUUGAAGGGCACAAAGUCACACCGGUGCGACAGUUUGAAGCGGCAGACUACGAGGCCUUGUUGAAACCGCAAUCAUUUUGCUCAGAGAAGUACCACAAAAAAGAUGUAAUUCGUUUUUUUUGCGUUGGCUGUCAAAGAUGUGUUUGUCCAGUUUGCGUCGCCACUAAUCACAAUGGCCACGAUGUUGUUCUGCUUGAAAAUGCAGCGGAUGAUGAGAAAGCAAAGAUCCUCGCUCGAACAGAGCAGGUGAGAGAGAAGAAAAUGGUUUGCCGAGAUGUUAUCCGUGAAUUUGAGAACACAGAGGUUGAGUUGGAAGCGAACAUUACCACUGCUAAAGGCAAAGUUUCUCAAGCGGUCGAACAAAUGAUUAGAAAGCUUAAUCAACUGGAGGUUGAAGCCAUUACUGCCCUCGAGGAGGCUCGCGUGUCGAGGAUUGAGAAAUUGCUUUCUGGAAAAGCAUCGGUUGUCUCUUUGGAAAAGCAACUUGAGCAAGCAGUCGAGUUCAGUAACAAUCUGGUUGAGAGAAGCUCAAGCUCAGACAUAAUGCAAAACAAGAAGAGUGUGGAAGAACGAAUCGAAGACCUUAUUAAGACUACAGUGCCAGUACUUCCGGUUAACUCGUUCGUGGAGUUUGUGUCUACGUGUGAACCAGAGAGUUUGAGUCUGGGAUCUACGAACUUCAGCGAAACAAAAGUGUGGGAAUCGACCGUGGAAGGACUGGAUCAGAAUUUCCAAGCUGGUGUGGAAGCAGAGCUGUUGAUUUGUCCCAAAUCAAGCGAAGGAGAAAUCAGAAACACUCAGCGCACAGAUCGUGUUGAAGUACACAUAGACCCCGCUGAUCAGGUGAGAAGUUUGGUGACAAUUGAGAAAGAAGACGGACAUUUCCUGGUAAAAAUCAUGGCGAAAGUACCAGGUGUUUGUAAAAUGGAAGUAAAAAUCAAUGGACUUAAACUUGCCAAGAGUCCGUUUUCUCUACCGGUUAAAGCACGAGAGUUAAAUGUUAUAGGCAAGUUGGACUUUCAGGGGGAACUUUCCCAGGGUCCAACUGGCAUUGCAGUGAACAGUAAAGGUGUUAUAGCUGUGGCUGAUAAUAAAGGUCACUGUAUCCUGGUAUUCGAUGAGACAGAAAAAUUUGUGCGAAAACUUGGUUCCUAUGGAGACAAGGAUGGGCAGUUUAACAGACCAGCCGACGUCACAUUCCUAAACGAUGACGAGAUUCUGGUGGCAGAUGAAUUCAAUCACCGAGUACAGCGGUUGAAUGUACAGACAGGGAACUUUGUGAAAAGCUUUGGACAGAGAGGAAUUGGAUACGGAGAGUUACACAAUCCCACUAGUGUGUCUAUUACAAGUGAUGGACGUUUUAUCGUUGUAGCGGAUUUUAAUAACAGCAGAAUUCAGAUGUUUACAAUGGAUGGUAAACCUGAGUUGAAGUUUGGAGACUAAGGUUCAAACAGGCUAGAUCAUCCAAACGACUGCGCUUCGUACAUGGACAAGUUCAUUGUAACUGACAAGAAUAAUGAUUGU